AGACAAUAGUAUUGUUGUUAGCUAAUAAACUUGUAUAAAGAAAGGGCAAGAAUAUAUAUUGGUGUUUUUCUGCCACCACACUACACAUGCUGUCCUAUAUUCCUAUUACCCGAACCACUGUCUGCUUCACCUCACGCGAACUCAUUCAUAUGACAUAACACUAUAAACUCCCCCUUUUAUCUUUCUCUCUCAUUUCCAUUUUUCUAUUUGGGGCUUCGUUCAAUGAUAACUAGCAAACUAUGGCAGACCAAUGUGAUCUUCAAAUCCAUAUCAAUUCCCAACAAACAUUCUUUCUCAAUCAGAAAAUUGUGUCAGCUUUCUCAGGGAAGCUCAAAAAAUUGAUCAAACAACAAAAGAAAAGAACCCAGAUCAACAACCUAUCCUUUUCCCUUGAAGAUUUCCCAGGAGGCUCAGAUGGGUUUGAGCUUGUUUCAAGAUUCUGCUACAACAAUGGCAGAAUACCCAUCACAGUACACAACGUUUCUCAGCUUUAUUGUGCUUCACUUUUUCUGGGUAUGACUGAUAAAUACUCAAGUUGUAAUCUUUUACAGCAAACUGAAACAUUUCUUGAAGAAAUGUUCCAUUGGUCUUGGGAUGAUGUUCUUGUUUGCUUAAAAACUUGUGAAAAUUUCUUUUCAUUUGCUGAUUCUAGUAACCUAAUUGAUAAACUUAUUACCACUUUACUUGCUAAAAUUGCUCAAAACUCUGAUGUUUCCCUCAUUUUCUCCUCAAAAUCAUCCUCCUCUUCUUCCCCUGAUCAUACUUUAUCCUCCCAUCGAAUUCGGCUCUCCAAUUCAUCAACAAAAACUACCCCAGAUUUAAGCAAACAACUAUCAUCUUCAAGCAAUAAUCACACAAGUAAUAACAAAGCAUGGUGGUUUGAUGAUUUAGCUACGCUUUCUCCAAUGGUGAUUGAAAGAGUAAUCAGAAAUUUGGGUGCUUUUGGGAGUGAUAACAACAGCUUAUUACUCACAAAAUUCAUCAUUCAUUACCUUAAAACAUCCCUUCAAGGAAAGAAAAACAUCUCCAUUUACUCCAAAUCAGACUAUAGUGGGCUUGCUGAUACUGCUGUAUAUGGAGUAAUCUUAAUGGGAAGAACUGCAUUUUCUUGCAGGGCAUUGUUUUGGGUAAUGAGACUUGUUUCUGGAUUUGGGUUAAGUAAAGUUUGUAGAAGUGGGUUAGAGAAAUUGAUAGGAAGUAUGCUUGAUUGGGCAAAAUUGGAUGAUUUAUUGAUAUCUGGAAAUAGCAGUGAAGGGAAUAAUAUGGGAGGUGUUUAUGAUGUUAAUGUUGUAAUAAGAUUAAUUAGAGUGUUUGUACAUUGUGAAAGCGUAUCAUUAGAGAGGUUAAAAAAAGUAGGUUGGUUGGUGGAUCAGUACUUGGCAGAGAUUUCACCUGAUCAGAACCUAAAGAUCUCCAAAUUCAUUGGUGUUGCUCAAAGUUUACCAGAUUUAGCAAGGGAUUGUUUUGAUGGUGUCUACAGAGCUAUUGAUAUCUACCUUGAGUCUCAUCCAACGCUGUCAUUUGAAGAAAGAACGAGAUUAUGUAGAUGUCUCAACUAUGAAAAACUAUCCUUAGAAGCAUGCAAAGAUCUUGCAAAGAACCCAAGAAUCCCUCCAAGAGUAGCAGUUCAAGCACUUGCUUCUCAGAAACAUGUAAAUUAUGAGCCUCCAACUAAGUCAGAUCAAUUGGAAUAUUACUGUCAAACUCCUAAUAAGAUGAGCAACAACAAACAGAUUGUUCUGUAUGAAGAAGCUGCACCAUUAACUCAUCAUGAUCAGCAUCAGUAUUGUGGCAAUCAUCCAGAAGAAGGAGAGGGUGAUGAUGAUGAUGAUGAUGCUGAUGAUGAUGAUGAAUAUGAAUGCAUUUCAGAAGGUAGUGGAGAUAUGAAGUUGAAUAUACAAAGAAUGCAAUGGAGGGUCCUUGAAUUGGAGAAAAUGUGUAAUGAAAUGAAGGGUCAAAUGUCAAAAUUGGUGAGGCAUAAUAGAUCUUUUAGUUCCCCUUCAUAUAAUAGACCACCUCCUAGACUUUGUUAAUUCCUUUUAUUUUAAUUUCCUACCCACCCUCUAUAAGUGUAUAAGAUGAUCAUUUUUUCUUUCUUUUCCUUAAAUUUUGGUCACAUAUUGGUAUAAUUAAGUUUGUAAAUUUAAGGGCGUGUUUAGCUAUAUUUCAAUAUAUAAGAAAAUUGAAAUUAUGGCCUCAAUAA
Molecule: messenger RNA, 2203 nt
Organism: Amaranthus tricolor (Joseph's coat)
Lineage: Eukaryota; Viridiplantae; Streptophyta; Magnoliopsida; Caryophyllales; Amaranthaceae
Product: BTB/POZ domain-containing protein At3g19850-like
Exons: 3
Coding region: 240-2033 (597 amino acids)
Molecular function (GO): protein binding
Source: RefSeq, a predicted model, not a curated record